GUGGUUUUGGUGUUUGGUGUUGUGUGAAGGAGCUGAUGGGUAAUCGAUGGAGGCCGUGUUUUCUAUCACGUCCACAUAAAUAAAUUCGUCAGAAAUCGUCGCUUGUUGGAGCUGCUGACACCUGAACAGCAUCAUGUUAGCCAGGAAGGGCCUCCUGCCGGACGGCUUCCUGCUGACCCGUCUGGCGGAGGACCAGAACCAGCCCAACCGGAGCCGCUCCAGAUUACAGCGAGCACGCUUCAUCACGAAGAGCGGAUCCUGCAACGUGGCCCACAAGAACAUCAGGGAGCAGGGUCGCUUCCUACAGGAUGUUUUCACCACCAUGGUGGACCUGAAAUGGCAGCACUCCUUCCUGAUCUUCACCUCGGCCUUCCUCUGCUCCUGGAUGCUCUUCGCCAUGAUCUGGUGGCUCCUCGCCUUCGCUCACGGCGACCUGGAGCCCCGCGACCCAAACGGCGAGCCAGGCCCCGUCCCGUGUGUCACCGCCAUCCACUCGUUCACCUCAGCUUUCCUGUUCUCCAUCGAGGUUCAGGUGACCAUCGGAUUUGGAGGUCGGAUGGUGACGGAGGAGUGCCCGCUGGCGAUCACCGUGCUGAUUGUUCAGAACAUCGUGGGGCUGAUAAUCAACGCCAUCAUGCUCGGCUGCGUCUUCAUGAAGACGGCGCAGGCGAACCGGCGAGCAGAGACGCUCAUCUUCUCCAGGAACGCCGUCAUCGCUCCUCGAAACGGACGUCCAACGUUAAUGUUCAGAGUCGGAGACCUGAGGAAGAGUAUGAUCAUCUCAGCCACCGUCCAGCUGCAGGUGAUCCGGCGGACCGUGACAGCAGAGGGCGAGGUGAUCCCGGUGUGUCAGCUGGACAUCCAGGUGGAGAAUCCUCUGAGGAGUAACGGCAUCUUCCUGGUUUCUCCUCUCAUCAUCAGCCACACCAUGGAGAGAGGAAGUCCUCUGUACGAGCUCUCCGCUCAGUCGCUGGCGUCCGAGGACAUCGAGAUCAUCGUCAUCCUGGAAGGUGUGGUGGAAACGACGGGGAUCACCAUGCAGGCCCGGACCUCCUACGUCCCCGAGGAGAUCCUGUGGGGGCGCCGCUUCGUCUCCAUCAUCACAGAGGAGGACGGGCGCUACUGCGUCGACUACUCAAAGUUCGGAAACACCGUUCCCGUCAGGAUGUCGUGUCUCAGCGCCAAAGAGCUGGACCAGACCCGCGGCGUCCAGGACGGGGGCUCGGACGUGAACCCGCAGGGCUGGGGGCUGGUCCGGGCCGGCAGGGGGGGCUUCCGCAGAGGGGGCCGGACCUGCGAUAGCUCCGCCCCUCAGCCCUGGUACGCCCAGGCAGAGAAAACAGAUGGGGAGGUGGAGGGAGAGAAGAAAGGACAGAAGAAGAAGGUGCAGCUGGAGGUGAUUGGACGGCAGAUGGAGGAGGACGCACUGGGAGAGAUGAGCGAAUAAAAUCAGAGGAAAUUAGAUCGAUUAAAAUUCCUUUUCUUAGGUGAAAAGCACAGGAUUUUUAGACCGGGGUUUAUGUUUUUGGGCUUUUAUGGUCAUUUCCUUCUUAAGACUCCAAAUAAUUCACUGCGGGAUGGUUGGAUGGUUUCCAAGGAUGUAAGACAUUAUAAUUCCCACGAGUUAUUUCACUUCUUUUUAAAAAUGUUUAAGCUUUAUUUUUUUGCAAACAGUGUCAGAGAUCAUCACCUCUGCAUAUUAAACAUUACUUUAAGGAGCUGAACCUUUCCCCCCUUUAUUAAUGUGAAAAUCCCCACAGAUUUCCUGUGUGUGUAGUUUCCCAUCCCCAGACUGACAUAAACCCAGAGUUUACAGCAGUUAUUAUGUUUAUCUAUGAAACCUGGUGUUAUAUUUAACAUCUCACAUUUCACAACUAAACCUGUAUUUAUGGAAGUCUCCUCUCUCAUUUAGAAAAUAAGUCAAUCCAAGUCUGAACUCUGUUAUUUU
This is a messenger RNA of Cheilinus undulatus (humphead wrasse), 1948 nucleotides long. It is a transcript of the gene kcnj11l, whose product is annotated as potassium inwardly rectifying channel subfamily J member 11, like. Gene Ontology annotation, molecular function: inward rectifier potassium channel activity. NCBI's taxonomy places the organism in Eukaryota, Metazoa, Chordata, Actinopteri, Labriformes, Labridae. Gene Ontology annotation, biological process: regulation of monoatomic ion transmembrane transport; potassium ion import across plasma membrane. The transcript is spliced from 6 exons. Bases 134 to 1447 code for a protein of 437 amino acids. The record is from RefSeq and is a predicted model, not a curated record. Gene Ontology annotation, cellular component: plasma membrane.